Rhopalosiphum padi (bird cherry-oat aphid) is the source of this 2298-nucleotide messenger RNA. It is a transcript of the gene gprs, whose product is annotated as serine-enriched protein. The transcript is spliced from 8 exons. Bases 544 to 1683 code for a protein of 379 amino acids. The record is from RefSeq and is a predicted model, not a curated record. NCBI's taxonomy places the organism in Eukaryota, Metazoa, Arthropoda, Insecta, Hemiptera, Aphididae. Gene Ontology annotation, molecular function: protein binding.
CACAACUGCCGCCAAGGGUGGUUACUGGUUAUUACCUUAUAUAUAUAUUUGUAUAUAUAGGCGAUAAAGCGACAUACAUAUAAUAUACGUAAUAUAACCGUCCUGUAUUACUGUACAUAUUUACAAGAGCUUUACAGUUAACGCGUUGCAACGUUACCGUGCCCCGUAUGAUCACCAUCAGCAAACCUCAAACACAAUAAUAUUUUCACUCAUUUACCAAAUUAUACAUCUCUACAGUCACUCUAUUACAUAACAUUCGACCACACCCCCGUCUAAAACUGGACUCCGCACAGUCCAACGUAAAUUUAUGAAUUUUUUCUUCCCGUUAGUAUACAUAUGUAGAGUAUAUUCACUACACCCAUACGUCGCUGACGGAUCGAAAUAAAACGGACGCACAGCGCGUAUAUUGUAUUACAUUUUAUACGUUUGAAUAGACUCCUGAAGCAUCACAAACGGCAUCGUAUACGAAAAAUCAUACAUUAUCGACGACUGCGAUAGAAACGAUAUAUAGACGGAAAUAAAUUGAUUCAAAAUAUGUGGUAAAUGAUGAGACUACAAGGAGACAUGGAAUCAACCGAUGACGAGCUUGACCAAAGUGUGUUCGAAAACAAAAAUGGCCUAGCUGAUGAUAUGGCGUUCUUGGCCAGUAUGCCCGAAUUAUGUGAUGUAACUUUUUUAGUCGGUGAAACGAGAGAACCCGUGUGUGCUGUAAAAGCUGUCUUAGCUGCAAGGAGCCGAGUAUUCCAUAAAAUGUUAUACCAGCCACCGAGCCCUCAAAGAAAAAAAGAAGUUUUACCUAAAGAGACCACAAAACUAAGACGGCCUACAUUUCUUAAACGAAGCAGUGAACCACUUCUCAAUGUAAAAAAUGCCAAUACACAAACUCAAUCCAAUCAACACCAAACAGUCGUAGUUGAUGAAUUUGAACCAGACGUGUUUCGCCAACUCAUUGAAUAUAUACACACUGGUUGUGUAACUUUGCAACCCAGAACAUUAUUGGGAGUACUGAAUGCAGCAGAUUAUUAUGGCCUGGAAGAUCUGCGGAAAGCUUGCACGGGUUUUGUUCAGUGUUGCAUAAAUGUGGACACGGUCUGCGCACUCUUGUCAUCGGCAGAGCGGUAUAUUCAAUACAAAUGUACCAAAAGCCUCGUUCAGAAGGUUUUGGAGUUUGUCGACGAGCACGGAAACGAAGUGUUAAACCUUGGAUCAUUCGCACUAUUACCGCUACACGUGGUCCGGUUGAUAUUAAGCAGAGAUGAACUGAAGGCAGACGAAUUCACUAAAUUUCAGGCCGCGCUUAUGUGGACAAUGAAAUAUGGCGAUACAAAUACGAAUGUCGACUGGAAAGAAGUUUUUGUGGAAAAUUUCAUGUCGUCCAUUCAAUACCACAAAAUACCGGCUAAUGUACUUAUGAAUGAAGUGGAACCUUUAAAACUGGUUCCAUACGAAGUGAUCAUGACAUCAUUAGCGUAUCAGGCAGACCCCUCCUGUGUCGAUCCCGACAAACUGAAGAGGGCCUUGAGAAUGGGUAAUUAUCAUGGACUGAUGGGCAUCAGUAGUACAAUUGGCACCGUAACGGCUGAAAGAACCAUGUCGGUGCAGAGUUCAGGCACACACCAUGGUUCCAGCUCGACUAUUAGCUCCAUUGGAUCUAGCGAUCUGGUUGGUUCUGACAAAACUUGAUCCGAGAGAACUCCAAGUUCAUAGGCGUGCGCAUUAGCCUUAACCUUGGUUUUAUUUAAACAAACACUUCCAAUUUGUUAUUAAUUGGAUAUUAUUGCGUCUAAUUAUAAUUACAAUUAUUAAAUAUUUAUUAACAUUAAACAAUCAGAUUUAUUCUAAUAAAAAGACUGUGAUGGUUACUAAAAUGAAUUUUACUUGAAAACAACAAUAUCAUAUUAUUAUACAUACCUACAAUUAAUAUUAAAAUUAAAUUAAAUACAAAAUUUAUUAUUAUUAAGGACCAAUGAUAAUCUAAAGUUACCUUUAACAAUAACGUGAGCAUAAUAUAAUAGUUACAUACAUUUCAAAUCCUAUUUGCGCACGCCUAUGUAUACAAAUAUAUAUAUUGAAUAUAUAUGUAUUCAAAAAAUAAAAGCAUUUUAUCAAAAAUGAAUUAACUUGAGAUCCAUAUAAAGUUCGAUUUAAAUUGACUCCAAUCCGAUCAUUCAAAUUCAAAAAAAUCACCUAUACCAAUGAGAUGUUUAACUAUUUGAAUUAUUUAAUAUACAUGAUACAUUAUUGUACCUACCAUAAUAGGUAUCUUUAAAUCGUUAUGAUAUUUAUAUUCAAAUUCAA